GCUUGCUUACUCGUCGCGGCUAACGCGUGGCUGCUGCCGCCAGCGCGAACACUUUACGCCCAGCGUCAGCUCAGCGCCUCGCGCUCCAGGCCAUGCAUGCAGCGUCAGCCCACCGCCAGGGACGACGUUCCUCCGGUCGACAAGGCCACCUUCGUAGCCGCCGUCGAAAUACUGGACCGCGAGUUGGCCAAGGCUGGAGGCGUCGACCCUCCGAAAUCCUUAUCGGAGGCCGAGGGCUCGGGCGAGGCCGCUUUCGCCAUCGGCAAGACGACGGCAAAGCUGCCAUUAUCAGAGGUGGAAGGCCUCGGGCUCGUGGAGGCGACCUACCUAGUAUUGGUCUCGGGUGUCACCACGCCGCUGGUCGAGUCUGGCGUCCAGGUCAAGGACACCAUCGUGAGCGUGUCGGUCGAGGGGACAGAACUGCACGAAAGCACCCGGGCGCUGGACUUGGCGGCGACGGCGGAGCGGCUCACGGCGGCGAUCAAGACCGCUGAGGAGAAUGGGGUCGCGGAGAUCGGGUUGGAGCUGAACCGGCUCGUGGAGCUCCGGUACGCAGAGAAGUAGGGUCUCCCCGCGGAGUCACCAGUCGGCCGGGGGCGCGUGUUUCUCUCUAAAUCGGAACAACACUGAUGCUCGUUCUGUGUGUAUGUGUGUGCAGCAGGCCUGCCGGCUGAGCGGGCUUUUGAAUUCUUUCCCGCGAGUGCAAUUUAUGA
Emiliania huxleyi CCMP1516 is the source of this 713-nucleotide messenger RNA. RefSeq lists its product as hypothetical. The transcript has a single exon. NCBI's taxonomy places the organism in Eukaryota, Haptophyta, Isochrysidales, Noelaerhabdaceae. The record is from RefSeq and is a predicted model, not a curated record. Bases 97 to 564 code for a protein of 155 amino acids.